Messenger RNA from Megachile rotundata (alfalfa leafcutting bee), 974 nucleotides. RefSeq names its product Autophagy-related 12 (gene Atg12). Gene Ontology annotation, biological process: piecemeal microautophagy of the nucleus; autophagosome maturation; autophagosome assembly. Gene Ontology annotation, cellular component: autophagosome membrane; Atg12-Atg5-Atg16 complex; cytoplasm. Gene Ontology annotation, molecular function: Atg8-family ligase activity. The record is from RefSeq and is a predicted model, not a curated record. Lineage: Eukaryota; Metazoa; Arthropoda; Insecta; Hymenoptera; Megachilidae.
UUAUCUAUGACUGACUACGGUUGGCAGUAUCGCCUACUUUCAUGUUGAUCUCACGUUGUUGUUAUCAUUUGUUCAUUGUAGAUGCGAGAGCUUAUUUCUUUCAAGAUUCUUAGGUUAGAAGUAAUGUAAUACUUCAGAUACUCGAGGGAAUAUUGUCUAAAAUAAUAUUCUUCACAUGGCAUUGUGCGAAUUAAGUGAGCACUUUUACACGUAUGCUGUUAUAAUGUGGACUGACUAGAUUGUUAUUCGUCAUGUCUGACAAAGAGGAAAGCGAGUGCGUUAAUGCCAAUGAGAUCGUUAGUAAAUCCGAGGAAACAGGAGAAAACUUGACGAACGAAGAAGCGCCUACUAGUUUGGAGGCUAUUUCUUCUGAAACUCCUUUGGUUCGCAACGGAGUUCAAAGUACUUCCAAAGAUAAGUCAAAAAUCGAUAUUUUAUUAAAAGCUACUGGCAAUGCACCGAUAAUGAAACAAAAGAAAUGGACUGUUAGCCAAGAUUAUUGUAUCGGUCGAAUUUCUGAUUUUAUUAGGAGAUAUUUGAAGUUAGAUUCCAACGAGAAGCUGUUUCUUUACGUAAAUCAAACAUUUGCACCUGCACCGGACCAAAUAGUGAAAAAUUUAUACGACUGUUACGGAGCCGAUGGUAAACUGAUACUUCACUAUUGUAAAAGUCAAGCGUGGGGUUGAUAAUUGGAAAAUGAUAUGUUACCGAAAUAUUUUACAUUUUAAUUACUAUCGUCGAUGUUUAACGUGUACGUACUAAUCUUACGCGUUUCGUUCGAUGUUGAAUAUCAAAUGUUUCGUACAGCUAUGCUACACCGAUAAUUGCAACGAUUUAAAUGCGAGCGAUUACCGUGAAAAUGAAAAGUAUGGGAAACGAUGUAACUCCUAUUUAUUUGUAUAAAACUUUUUUUUAUGCUGUUAUUGAUUUCACGAUGCAAAAGAAAAGCAUGAAUUAAAAAAAAUAAAUAUGUG